AUUGGAUUUUGUGGUGUUUCUAAAGAACAAAAAUACUAAAAUUAUAAAACGUCAUUGAAUCAAACUAUAUUGAUAUGAUCGAUAUAGGAUGCAUAACACAAUUAUAUCCAAACAAUUCCGUUUGUACGGUUCAAACAGUCUUUCUUUUAGACCACCUCCUGUCACAUGAUGUAGUUCGCGAAUGACUUCACGCUCUGUCAUGGCUGCACGAGACAUAAACAUGCCAGUGGUGCUGUAAUUCAGAGCAUUAAACCAGUGCGAUGAUUAAAACAGCGGCCAUAACAAAUCAUUUUGACUUGAGAUUCGCCAUAUGAAAUCGGUUAGUCCGUGUUUGAGCGGCAGGUGAAGUGUUGUAGAUCAUAGGAAGUAUCCAAUCAUGCAGACUGAAGCCGUACUGGAGCAUCACAGCUCACAGAGUUCCCUCAGGACGGGCUCCAAAUCCUGGCAGUACAGUGAUCUGAUGGAAAAGGUGGAUGGGUAUUUGAUGAAGUAUACCAAUCUUGUGACUGGAUGGCAGUAUCGAUAUUUUGUGCUCAACAAUGAGGCAGGGCUGCUGGAAUACUUUGUAAAUGAGCAGUCCAGGAAUCAGAAGGCCCGGGGCUCGCUACCGUUAGCCGGUGCAGUGAUUUCCCCCAGCGAUGAAGAUUCACACACCUUCACUGUCAACGCCAUCAGCGGAGAGCAAUACAAACUCAGAGCCUCAGAUGCAAAGGAGCGUCAGCACUGGGUCAGCCGACUGCAGAUCUGUGCGCAGCACCACACGGAGGCGAUGGGCAAGACAAACCCACCGCUUCAAUCUCGCAGUCUCUCCAUGGCAUCUCAGGGCAGUGGCAGCUCUCCAGGAUCUCAACACCGGAUUAACCAGAACUCAAACGCCCUGUUGGGCCUGUCCCAGCUGCAGCGCGGCUCCUCGCUUUACUCCAGCAGGAAAUCACUGCUGCCUGAUCACUUGCUGGAGGCCAGAGAGAUGAUGAGUCAGGCGCAGGGCCAGCACAGAGACCUGAUCCAAAGUAUUGAGGGUCUGCCCUCCUCUCAGGGUCCCUCUCCCUUGGACCAAGACCUGCUGCUGCUGAAAGCCACCUCUUUGGCCACUAUGACCUGCCUCAGCGACUGCUUGCAAAUCCUGCAGCUCCAACAAGUGGCUCGACAGAAAGUUCCUCUCGUUGGCCCUGCCCUCGAGUGGCUGGAGCCAAAACUGCCGGACAUCCUGAAGAAUGGAGGGACGCUGCCCAGCAUCACCAAAGGUGAUGGUAACACGGUGGGAACCGUUCUGGAACCUUUAGAAAUGGACUCCUGUGAUAUCGCUGGGGAGCAGGAGGAGAUUGAUGCCACGCAGGAGGUAGACGACUCCUCUCCAGUCGAGGAGGAGGAUCUGGGUGCUGUCGAAGAGGAGCGCAGCGUCAUUCUGCACCUCCUCUCUCAGCUGAAACUGGGCAUGGACCUCACCAGGGUGGUCCUGCCUACUUUUAUACUGGAGAAGCGCUCCCUGCUGGAAAUGUAUGCAGACUUCAUGUCCCAUCCGGACCUUUUCGUGGCCAUCACCGAUGGCACCAGCCAGAUGGACCGCAUGGUCCGAUUUGUGGAGUAUUACCUCACUUCCUUCCAUGAAGGUCGCAAAGGUGCCAUUGCCAAGAAGCCCUACAACCCCAUCAUCGGAGAGACCUUCCACUGCUCUUGGAGAGUACCCAAAGCGUCAUCAUCUCCGACAGGUGUCCCGAAAGAGGGGACGUCGGACUGCUACAAUGUUCGCUUUGUGGCUGAACAGGUUUCCCAUCAUCCCCCGGUCUCGGGCUUCUAUGCAGAAUGCCAGGAGAGGCAGAUGUGUGUCAACACUCAUGUGUGGACCAAAAGCAAGUUCAUGGGCAUGUCCAUUGGCGUCUCUAUGAUCGGAGAAGGUAAUCUACACCUAUUAGAGCAUGAUGAAGAAUACACCUUUAGUCUGCCCUCUGCUUAUGCCCGCUCGAUCCUCACUGUGCCCUGGGUGGAACUGGGAGGAAAGGUCAAUGUCAACUGCGCCAAGACUGGCUACUCUGCAGUCAUCACCUUCCAGACAAAGCCUUUCUAUGGGGGCAAGCUGCACAGAGUGAACGCGGAGGUCAAACAUAACCCCACCAACUCCGUGGUGUGCCGCGUGCAAGGCGAGUGGAACGGCGUGCUGGAGUUUUCCUACACCAGCGGAGAGACACGUGUCGUAGACGUCACCAAUCUCCCCGUCACCAGAAAAAGAGUACGGCCCAAUGAGCUGCAAGGACCCUACGAGUCCAGGAGACUGUGGCAACAUGUGACCGAGUCUCUGAAGGAUAGGGAUAUGGAAAAGGCCACGGAACACAAGCGCUUCCUGGAGGAAAGACAGAGGAAGGAGGAGAGGCAUCGUGCAGAGACACAGACACCAUGGAGGACCAAAUACUUUGAGCGCAAAGGUGAAAGCUGGGCGUAUUACCAACCACUGUGGAAAACGGCAACUCAUAGCUCUUCCCCGGUUCCCACUCCUCAAAAUCCAUGACCUCUGACCUUUUAAGAGCUGAGUUCAGGCACUGUACAGCCUCCUGCUAUUGUAAACCUCUGGCCCUGUGUUCCCUCUCUCACAGAUGAAGACAUACACUCUCCUUUGUAUGAUUCCUGAAACAUAACUUCAACUUGAGUGUUUGUAAUGCUUUGUGGACUUGCGGGUUUGCACUCUGAUGUUCAUAUUUUGCAUCCCUCGGUGGUAAGGUUUUUGUAGAACUACACAGUGAACGAUUUCUCCAAAUCUGCGCACUGAUAUUCUUUGUUGAUGUUGCCUUAACAAGUGUCGUAUGUAACGAGAGCUGAGUACAGCCUGACGGUUCUUAAUGUGGGUUUGUGUUUGGGGUGAACUUCUUAAUCUGACCAUACUGUAUUUGUACAGUCAAAGAUUUCCGAUUCUUUUAAAAUCAUUUAUGAAUUAUCAUUAUUUAAAUAUCUAAUGAAAUGCAGGAUUAGGGGAGUUAAAAAAAAAAACAGUUGCGUCAAUAACUGGCGAAGAUGUGAGUUGUUAUUGCUUAGCGGAGCCAGACGCAGCUUGAGUUUUGAUGAGAGAGAAGCCGUUGGCUUGGCUUUUCUAUUAUGCUGUCUUUUUCUCGUACUUGCUCUGGUAAAUGAGGCUUGCAGGUGCUAUACACAAAAUCUGGGCCGGAUUAAAAUGUUCGGGUAGAGGCCUGCUCUUCUGUUUCUGCUUGAUGUUCAUUGAACAGUUACGUUGGCUUCAGUUUCAGAGAUUUUAAAGGGAUAGUUCACCCCAAAAUGUAAGUUUUGUCCUCAUUUACUCACUUAACGUCUGUAUGACUUAAAAAUCCAUACAAUGAAUGUCAAUGGCGUCCAAAAACUUUGGACUUUUGGAAAGGUCAUAAAGGUUUGGAACAACAUUACUCACCCUGUUCAAUGUAGUCUAGAUGACUUGUGCUCUAUAUUACAAGUCUUCAGGUGUCAUCUGAUGAGUUGUGAGGUACUGACAGAAAUUUAAGCUGUUUACUGCUAUCAUUAAAUAUAAUUUGCUCUGUUAAUUUCAACAGCUUCUAAGAUUUCGGUUGGCCCUGCUGAAAAAAAACAACCCAACUAGGUUCAGAAGUUUUAUAGAGCACUUAUAUGGUGUUUUUCUAUAUAUGAGGUACAGUAUAAGUCACAAUUCAUUUUGUUUUGUAUGGAAAAGAGAAGCUUGGGCAUUCUGUUUGACAACUCCUUUUGUAUUUCAUGGAAAAUCGGAUGAGUAAAUGAAGCCAAAGUUUUCAUUUUUGCAAUCAGAUGCGUUUAUAGCAUGUGUUCCUUGCUGAAGGUUCAGGUUUUAGUUUGCUGGUCAUGAUAGUAAGGUUUUUCGUUUGUAAUUUUGUGUUCAAAAGCUUCAUCGUUUGAUCUGCCAGCUGAGGACAGUUGCAGUGAUGGUGCUGGCUAAAGUGUUACGUCUCUCUCAUAUAAUCUCUGCUUCAGCCCUGGCAUUGGUUGCGCUGAGAAACUUGUGGUGCCUUAUUUGUGUUAGUCUUCCUCUCGUUCCACAUCACAGCCGUCAGCUUUCUCAUUAAAACAGAGUAAGACGGAAGCCGCAGCCUUUGUAUAUAUAGGUAUCUUCUGUAAUUUUCGUUCAUCAGCUGUGCUUUCCACUCAAGUCAUUCUGCUGAGCCAUCGACUGCACUGAUGUUUUAAAUACACUCCCUGUAGCCUCAGAACAUAUGAUUGAAAAAAAUAAAAGGGUUAAUAUAUUGGAGGA
Molecule: messenger RNA, 4219 nt
Organism: Pimephales promelas (fathead minnow)
Lineage: Eukaryota; Metazoa; Chordata; Actinopteri; Cypriniformes; Leuciscidae
Gene: osbpl11
Product: oxysterol binding protein-like 11
Cellular component (GO): cytosol; membrane; Golgi apparatus
Molecular function (GO): sterol binding
Source: RefSeq, a predicted model, not a curated record